Cynoglossus semilaevis (tongue sole) is the source of this 2801-nucleotide messenger RNA. Its product is annotated as 14-3-3 protein beta/alpha-1. The record is from RefSeq and is a predicted model, not a curated record. The transcript is spliced from 7 exons. NCBI's taxonomy places the organism in Eukaryota, Metazoa, Chordata, Actinopteri, Pleuronectiformes, Cynoglossidae. Bases 316 to 1050 code for a protein of 244 amino acids.
UGGAGAAGAGGAGCCGUCGGACAGAAAGGCAUUUGAAUAUUACAGACGUCGUCACAUCAGUCGCCCACAGACACAGCAGCUAACCUGGGCUGAACGCUGUGUAGAAACAGAUGAUAACCAUCACUGUGUAAACGUCACAUCUAAAAAGAACGAGGACUGCGUUCGUCAACACGGAGGGAAGAGGAAACAAGUGCCUGUGUAGCGGAAGUGGUACUGCCCAGAACGAUACGCUGACCCUACGGAGGACGGAGGCUGCAUCGUCCAGAGAGAGACAGCGAUAAAAUCUCGACUGAACGUCGCCCUUAUUGUUAGAAAAUGGAAAAGAAUGAUCUGGUACAGAAAGCCAAGCUUGCUGAGCAGGCUGAGCGUUACGACGACAUGGCCGCCGCCAUGAAGUCGGUGACGGAGCAGGGAGGUGACCUGUCGAACGAGGACCGCAACCUUCUGUCUGUUGCCUACAAGAAUGUGGUGGGAGCACGCCGCUCAUCUUGGCGCGUCAUCUCCAGCAUCGAGCAGAAGUCCGAAGGCAACGAGAAGAAAUCUGCGAUGGCGCGUGAAUACCGGGAGAAGAUCGAGUGUGAGCUGCAGGAAAUCUGCAACGAUGUGCUGGGCCUACUGGACAACCAUCUAAUCGCUAAUGCGGUAAACCACGAAAGCAAGGUGUUCUACCUGAAAAUGAAAGGAGACUAUUACAGAUACCUGUCUGAGGUGGCAUCUGGGGACUCUAAGAAGGAUACAGUGGACAACUCCCAGCAGGCCUAUCAGCAAGCGUUUGAGAUUAGCAAGGCGGACAUGCAGCCCACACACCCCAUAAGGCUCGGUCUGGCCCUCAACUUCUCCGUCUUUUACUAUGAAAUCCUCAACAACCCUGACAAGGCCUGCAGCUUGGCUAAAACGGCAUUUGAUGAAGCCAUUGCUGAACUUGACACUUUGAAUGAAGAGUCCUACAAAGACAGCACCCUGAUCAUGCAACUACUAAGGGACAACCUGACUCUGUGGACAUCAGAAAACCAGGCAGAUGAGGCAGAGACCGGAGAUGGAGAAAACUAAAGAUAUUGCACUGUUUAUCCACCUCCACUCGUAUCUUAAACACAGACAGCUUAUAUACAUCCCUCUCCACUGCAUUGGCCCCUCCCACUUCUGUAUGACAAGCAGCCUGAAUUGCUCCUGACCAAGUAGUUUCUCACCUCUCGGUUCACUCCGAGGUGACAGGGUCAUUUUCAGUUGUUAGCAAAUUCAGCCACUCUGUGUAAACAUGUUCAGUUGAUUAGUGCGUCCAUGUUGCUGUUGUGUUUGUCGGCUACUCGUGUCAGUCUGUGUGCCGUGACUGAUUUAAGUGUGAACGAGGGGGCGAGGGAGGGAGGGGGGUGUUGUGAAUUUAAUUGCCCUUUCAAAUUUCAUUGUUCUCAAUCCGGUUUAUUGUUUACUCCCCUUCCCAUUUGUGUUACUUUUCUUAUUUGUGAUUCCUGGUGACAUUUCCAGGUCUUAUUGUACGGUAAUUGAACCUGCAGUCGAUUUCCACCAAACACUGUGAUGUAGGCGUUCCUUCUGUUUCACACCUCAAUUCAGAUUUGUGUUGAAAUUCUUCCAGACAUGCAAACAAUCCUGUAUUCAUCUAACUGCAAUUCUGCUGAGAGCUCAUACAGAACAGGGACGGCUGUAUUGUGACACUGACAUCUGGCUGUGUUGCUUCUUGUUCUAAAGUACAAAUUCAGAGUUUGAAAGUCCACCAUCCCACAAGACAUUCCACAUUAUUUGGCUUUUAAAAAGGCAGUGCUGCUUUGGUGUGUGUGUGGGGGGGGGUUGAGUGUGUGCGAGUGUGUGUGUGUAUGUGGUAAUUUUUAAGACUAAUGAGUUGUUGUUCUAGUUGUACUCACUGUUCAGGUGCUGUUUGUUUUUCCUACAGUGGAAGUUGUAUGUGCGUAAAUUUGGUUUUGGAUUUGUUUUGCAAGACUGACUAUCAUGUGUUAGUAAAACCUGAAGUAACCUUUUUAAUGAUGUUCAAUGAAAAUGUCUUUCUCAUAUACUGUUCCCAUCCUGCCUGCAAACUCCUCUUCCUCUUCCUCCUCCUCCUCCUCCUCCUCAAAGCGGUUGUUUUAUCCCCCUAAAAAAAAAAAGUUGUGCCUGGCUUUUCUCUUGCAGCCUUUGUUUCCUUUAGGUGGCAGCAGCAUCUGCUCAUGUCCUAGAAAACUAAACACAAACAAGUUAGACUAGACCAAGUCCAUACUGGUCAACGUUGAUCCAACUUUUGCUUCACUGCUACAGUUGUGGGUUUAAAAAAAAAAGAGUCAACUCUCGUAUAUAGAAAUUGGCGUUUGGAAGAAGCUCAGUGUCACAGUACCACGUAUCACCACUACAUUCCACAUAUUGUAGUUGAAGGCAUCAUUCCAUGUUAUAGCUGACAGUCUCUUUUCAAUGCUCCAAAAUUGAAGAAUCUUCUGUUUAAAAAAAAAAGGUUAUUAAAAUGAUGGCAGUUUUAUCAUUAUGCUUGAUGACAACGCAGUUAGUGAAUGUGGAACGAAGCCUGUCUGUAUAUCAGGUAUUUACUUGCUUUGUUUUUACUGACAAGUCUUAUGGCUAAAAUUCGCUUCUGUAACAGUCUAUUACCCAGUGCACACAUGUGGUUGUGAAAAUUUAGAUUAGUACUGAAAAAGCAAUGAAGAAAUGGAGAUAAACAAUGGUUGGUGUAAUUCUAGCUUUGUGUUUAUGUAUCUUUAAAACCGUUCUAGUUUAACUAUACAUGUAAGAAAUAGGAAAGUGUCAAAGACCAUUCAGUGAAAUAAAAUUUUCGUUUUAAGAUA